AUGUGUCGACACUACCCUAACUCAAUCUGCGGCAAAGACGCUCAAUUCUACAACGACAAACUCAACACUGGAACCCGCUUCCGUCUUUUCUUGUGCCAGUCUACACAGGCGGAUGUAGCUUUUAUUAUCCACAACAAGCGCGGUAAAGUCGGCAUCAAGGCCGUCGCCAAGGCUUGCGGUCUUCACUUCGAUCGUGGGAGACUAGGUCGCAUACUCGUCAGCAAGUUUCUACAGCAAUUCCAGUACCUUGAGAAGAAAAUGGCAAAGGCCGCAGCAACAGGGAAGCAACUGCACUUUCGGUGCGAGUCUAGUAUGCCUCCUAUUCUUCCUGGUGCGAGCGCUUUGGCUGCUGCUCCUCUGGGGCACCCUGUCGUGGCGCCUGCUAUGGGUAUCUCGCCUCAGGUUGGGCAUCAGAUGCAUACGAUCCAGCAACCAGCCUACUCUCGCACGAUGCAGAUGAGUCACAACACGAACUGCGAUGAUCUUGCUCAGCAAUUUGCCAAACAGCUCCAUUUCCAGCACUGA
Molecule: messenger RNA, 525 nt
Organism: Fusarium fujikuroi IMI 58289
Lineage: Eukaryota; Fungi; Ascomycota; Sordariomycetes; Hypocreales; Nectriaceae
Exons: 1
Coding region: 1-525 (174 amino acids)
Source: RefSeq, a predicted model, not a curated record